Molecule: messenger RNA, 2820 nt
Organism: Electrophorus electricus (electric eel)
Lineage: Eukaryota; Metazoa; Chordata; Actinopteri; Gymnotiformes; Gymnotidae
Product: von Willebrand factor A domain-containing protein 1
Molecular function (GO): protein binding
Source: RefSeq, a predicted model, not a curated record
CUGGCCAGACGCAGAACUCAUCACUGCAAAAACAUUCACAUCAUCGCUGCACCGCGAUUACCGGGACCUCGUACGCGAUACGCGAGGUGUUCAUAGUUUGACUUUUAAAGUGUAUAGUUUGAAUUUCAAAAAGCCAGAGAGAGUAAUUAGAGUUACACGUUUUGGAAGAGGUUCUCAGGUGAACUGAGGAAAGUGCUGAUGGAUUCGUAAAGGUUUCUUCUCCUCGACGCGGACUGUGCCAUUCAAUGCCCAACGUAAGAUUAAAAAAAUACGCAAAAAGUCCUUCCUCAAAAAGUCUUUCGGCCCCAGAGGAAAGGGGUGGGAUGGACGCUGGAUAACUGUGACAAGUUUGUGAUGGACACUUAGUGCUUAGUGGGACACUUACUUGGCGCGGUCCUCGGCGCUUGUGGGUGCUUCUACAAUGACGCGCCUGAGAGCUGUGUGCGUAGUGCUUGUGGCUGCGUGCGUGCAGGCGACCUGCGCGCACAGCACCGUACCUGGAUCAGUGUUUGAUUGUUGCCAAGGGGAUAUCUUGAUUCUGCUGGACUCUUCUGGUAGUGUCUCUUCCUACGAGUACUCCUUCCUUCGACAUUUCCUGGUGGACUUGCUCCACCCCUUCUUGCUGGGGCGUGGCCGGGUGAGGGUGGGGCUUGUGCAGGUGCACACAGAGCCACAAGUGGAGUUUGAUUUUGACACCUGCAUUACCCAGCAUGCCCUGCAAGAGGCACUACUGAGAACACAACAGCUCCAUGGAGAUACCAACACUGAAGGAGCACUGCUGUUGGCUCAGAGGCUGCUAAUGAAACCAUUAGGGCACGAAGCUCCGCCCAGGGUCCUGCUGUGGCUCACAGAUGGGGUGAAGCCAGGGAAUGUUGAUAGACCAAUGGCAGCUCUGCAUCAGGAAGGCGUGUCUGUGCUGGCUGUUUCUACGGGACACACAAAUUAUCAUUUGUUCCGCCAGGCUGUGACUCCACCCAUAGAAGAACACCUGUACUUUGUUGAUGCUGAGGACAUGUCCAUCAUUACCGAGGAUCUGAGAGAAGCCAUUACAAAGCUGCUCUGUGCAGAGCGUCUACACGUGCAAGACAUCACUUCCCACAGUGCCAUGCUGCAGUGGAGGCCACUUCUGAUUGGUGGUCUUGGACACUAUGAGCUCCAGUAUGGUCCUGAAAUGUUGGCCAGCAGCCAGUACAGUACAGAGCAGGGGAGGAACCGAACACUGAUCCUGCUGGGCGAGCAGAGCUGGGCGGAGCUCCGAGACCUCCAGCCUGAUACACCCUACAGAGCCUGGCUCAUACCACACACGCAGCAGGGAAUCACCAGAAGCCUCACUAACAGCUUCAGAACCCUGCCUGAGAUGCUUGGUCCCGCUACAUUGAGUGUAUCGGAGUCCGGCCCAGACCGGGUGCGUGUGAGCUGGGGUCCAGUGCUGCCAGCGCAGGUGCACCAGUACCGGGUGGAGUACGCACCCAUCCCUCGCGGGGACGUACAGACGGUGACCCUAAGCGGACGACAGAAUAGCACCUUGCUCACACAGCUACAGCCUGAUACACAGUACCUCAUCACUGUAAUUGCUGUACAGUCCUCCGGCCAGGAGAGGGCGAUGUCUGUCAGAGCUUGCACACAGGAGGUUCUGCCAGGUCUGACUGACCUCCAACUGACCCCGGUGGGGUUGGACUCAGUGAAAGUUGAUUGGAGGGCCUGGAGUGAAGGGGCAGGGCUUCAAGGCUACUGGGUGAGGUGGGAGGUGGGGGAUCGGUCUUCUUCCUCAUCGUCAUCAUCAUCAUCAUCAUCACGCUACCUGCCCGCUCAGUCCCUGUUCACCAUCCUGACCCGGGUGAGCCCUGCAAGUCGAGUGUGUGUGUCUCCGGUGUACAGGACAGCCCGGGGGGAGGGACUCUGUGCUGCACUGUGCACACACACGCAGUUGCUACUCCAUGGCAGUAGAGAUGCUUCCGGAUUCCAGAGGAAGAGGUGAAGAACAUGGCUGGAGACACCCGGACGCAGCUGUCAGCAUUCAGCAUGACAGCAGGCACUGGGAGAGUAAAAACCAACACUGUCACAUUAAAAAAAAUAAUAAUUAAAAAAAAUAAAACACUGCUUUCAGUAUUGCAAUGUAUUUAGUAAAGACCAGCUGGUCAUUUCUGACACAGGAAUGGGUGUGGGACAGGGGGUUGGACUCGUCUGUCUGUUAUUUUUGUAUUAGACCGACCUGCGUGCUGUUGGAGCAAAGGCGAAAGAAAGUAUUUAUUCUUGCUUUUGAAUAAAGCGUGUUAUAAAAGAAAAAAUGGUAGAGGUGCAAGUGGCAGAGGUCAGGGGUGCUUGGUGGAGCUCAGAGCAGAAAAGGGAAAGAGAUUAAUAAAUUCAACUCAUUUGAAUUCUGUGUAAUUAUGGUUCGCCUUGGCCACUAACAAAUGUGUGAUAGGGUCAGAGGUUCAAAGAUUCAAAUCAUUUAUUGCUUUCAUGCACAGAUAUUUAUUUUAAUUUACACACACACACACACACACACACACACACACACACACACACACACACACACACACACACACACACACACACACACACAGUUAGUUAAAUGCUUUUGCUUUGAGGCUGAAUGCUUUUCCUGUGGCUAUGUGGUGGCAGUGCAGGUUUGAAUAUACUGUCAUCUUGUGGCCAUUUGUUUCAUUACAGCCCCAAUAUAUGUAAUAACAUUGCUAAUUCAUUUCAUGUGUUUUUCACACAUACAUAGCAACUGUCUUAAAAGAGACUGGAAAAAUAUUUACAGAAACUUGCAAAUUUGAAAUGUAAUGUAUAUAUUAAAAAUGAUUACAUUUAUUA